CGUUAUUCGAAGAACGAUGAUAAAGCAGAAGGAUAUGCAGAACUCAUAAAAAACAAGGGUAACAACCUAGCAGAUCUUGCAAAUAUAUAUAAGCGCCAUGUCAGGGAUUCCAGAUUUCGGUCAACAAGGAGAUCAAAACCCGCUGAUGAAAAUGACACGGUACCAAUCAAGAUAAGAAUAUGUGGUGCAUCUGUUACCGAGAGAGAAUUUGUGCACUCUCUCAUGCCCAAAGGACAUGUAGACCUUAACUUCAUGUGGCUUUGCAAAGUUGCAAUAAUGCGAGAUUGGGCUUCAAAGUCCAAACUCAUCCUUAACCAACCAAUCAUUGAGUUCAUGAAACCAUACCAUAGAUGUGACCACAAUAGCAUGGCUAAGAGACUAAAGAAGUAUGAACUCCAUUUGAUUGAGCAGCUGUUCCUUCAUAUAUGCGACAACAAUCAUUGGAUUCUUCUGCUUGUCAACCUUGCUCAACAAGCUGUCGAGAUAUAUGAUUCUCUUAGGACAAUCAAGAAAGGGGAACAUCCCUACAAGGACCUCUGGAAGACAGUGGGGACUAAUCUCCAAGAUUCCUACAAUGUUGCUAUGAUGUCGAAGAUUCCAAUAUUCGAUGACUUCAAGCCCAUUUAUCCUAAGAUGCACACACAGACGAACAACGACGACGGUGGUUUCUCCAUCAUCGGACUACUUGAAUGCCACAAUGGAAAAGAACUUGUCGGCAAUGGAAAGAUAAGCAUGUCUGUUUACCGUACAAAAGUCUGUGAUACUCUCGUCCACCACCGUCUCAAUGAUCUGAACCCUGACCGCACAGAGCUGGUGAGCUCUUCUGCUGUAUUCUGAAGAAGUGAAGUCAUGAUAUUUUGUUAUCUUCUGCUAUAUUCUGAAGAAGUGAAGUGAUGGAGCACAUAUGCAAAUCAAUGUAUUACAGAGGGGCGACGCAUAGCCUUUCCUGCUUUCUGCUCACGGGUUUAUGCACCUUGGCUUUGUACAUGUUUCAAAACUUGCUCCUCCUUUUGGCCAAGGCCUUUCGGACAUGCGCUCCAUGAAUGCUUCAGACUUCUGUCAUACUCGACCUUCAGGCAUGCGGCCUUGCACUGCAUGUUCAUCUUAAAAAAACCAAUGUCUCACGUCUCAGUUA
This is a messenger RNA of Lolium perenne, 1135 nucleotides long. RefSeq lists its product as uncharacterized. Gene Ontology annotation, molecular function: cysteine-type peptidase activity. Lineage: Eukaryota; Viridiplantae; Streptophyta; Magnoliopsida; Poales; Poaceae. The record is from RefSeq and is a predicted model, not a curated record. Gene Ontology annotation, biological process: proteolysis.